AGAGAGAGAGAUGUGAGCGAAGAGCAGGAAACGAGGCGGCCGUGAUCGCGGCUACGACUUGUUGUUAUUAUCGCGGUCGCCGUCGGCAGCCAAGCACUGACAGCGUUGACCCGGAGGUUCGUCCGAGCCGCAGUUCACCGUCCGACAGCUGGGUAUCGUCCGACUGAGUGAGACACGAACGAGAGCACCGCACGACAUGAGGCGAGUCCAGCGGCUGUGAUCGCUGUCAUUUUAAUUCGGACACCGCCGGCCUCGGCUGCGACAGCAAACAAUGCCGGCGCUCAAGCUGUUCGGCAGGAGAUGGCUACUUGGCAGUGAUGACUUUGUCCUGCCGGGGGCACUCGAAUUGGCACUCAAACUCCCCUGGCUGGGCCUGAUUCUGGUGGUGGUCGUGCGAGAGUGGAUAUUGUCGGACGACGGGUGUCCCAACCUGCCGCCCCUGGACCCGGUGCUGGCCGCAAUCAGGACGCGGCUUGUCGAGCGGCUGCGCGUCUACGUGUUGGUCAGCGCCCUUCUGCUGUUGACGAGCACCAUCACCGUCGCUGUGCUCAUCGUCCACAGCGCCCGCGGCUCUCCCAUCGAGGAGGAUGCGCGCAAAAACGUGCCAUAUAUACUCAAAUUCAAAUUCUCUCUGAUGUUCCCUGAGCUGAUCUGGAACAUCUUUGGCAGCCUGUGGGUGUACGAGUUGGGCGAGGUGAUGCCCCGCUGCCCUGGCGAAGCCUUCGCGUCCACAGUCAUCAAAGGCGUGCUGAUCUUCAACUGGGUUUCGCUGACGGCUACCCUAUUUGGCUUGGCGUUGCUGUUUGACCCUAUGGGCUCGUCCAGGUUCUACGCGCCCUGCGAUGGCGGCACCACCUGCGAGGAUCACCAACAUGAGCGGUACGCGGAACGCAGCCGCGACAUCUGGCUGCGCCGCUUCUCCUGGCUCUUCUGCUGGAUGCAGCCUGACGAGCAUAGCAGAACUGCCUUCAACGAUGUUGCUGGUCUAUUCAGCGCCCUGUUCCGCAGCACAAACCUCGUUCCGUCGGACGUAGCAGCCGCCUUCGUCCUCCUCAGGGUCAGACAGAAACAAGAGGUGCGCUUGCAGCGCGAGAAGCUGGCCGAGAGCCGCGGCGACCAGGAGUGGACGCAACAUUUUCCAACGCACGCACAGGGUAUCUCGGCACCUUUAAAUCUUGACGAGGAGACGCGAAUCAUCGGUGCUCCCGACUGGAUGAAGCUCAGCACAGCCAAGCACUACCUUAAAUUCUCAAUGGCAGCUUACGGAUGGCCGCUGGUCAUGUACCUCCACUGCUUCACUGGUUUAUUCCGACUGCUACCAUACAUGUCCUGUUGCGGUUGCAUCAGGUCAAAGACACCAAGAGUGGUGGAAGACAACUGCUGCCUUUGCAAUGUGGCCGGCAUGCGGACGCUCUCAGGCGUUCCGUCGCACGACAUUCUCUAUGCGUCGUUCCGCAACAGACUGUUUGAAGUUCCUUUCCUAGUGGUGGCCGACCACUCAACCAAGAGCAUCGUCGUGGUGAUGCGCGGCUCCAUCUCGGUGCGUGACAUCUUUACAGACUUCACGGCCGCUUCAUACGAGCUGGAGGCACCUGAGCUGCCCCCAAAUUGCAAGGGUCACAAGGGAAUGAUCCACGUCGCCCAAUACGUCCUGAAGACCCUGGAGCAGGAGCAUGUUCUCACCGAGGCGUUUGAUAGCUACCCAGACUAUGAGCUCGUUCUCACAGGCCACAGUUUGGGUGCUGGAGUUGCUGUCAUGCUCGGUCUGAUGUUAAAACCGACCUACCCUAAGCUUAGGUGCUUUGCUUUCGCGGCGCCAGGCGGUCUUCUGUGCCCUGAAGCGGCAGUGGCCAGCGAGUCAUUCACCCUGACUGUCGGCCUUGGCGACGACCUCGUCAUGAGGCUCGGAGUGGACAGCAUUGAGAACUUGAGAACUGACCUUUUGACUGCAAUACAUCGCUGCGUUGAGCCCAAGUACCGAAUGCUGGUGGAUGGGUUCAUGUAUGUGCUAUUCGGAGUGCCAGACAGAGUACUGGAGCGGACUUGGGAGAACGCGAACGCAGACGAAAAGCGGAAGAGGAGAUCGACCAGCCAGUACCGCACCAUCAAAAAGCUUGUUAUAGGUCCCGCACAUUCCAUCGAGGCGUCUCGCCUGGCGUGCAAUGUGGCCAGUCGCCGCUUUUCCGAGCAGCGCCUCUACUCGCCUGGCAAAAUUCUGCAUAUCACACGGUGCAAGAGCGCAGGGCCGAACGGAACCGAUCGGCGGCGCCACCACGAGCUUCGAUGGGCCAGCAAGGAGCAUUUCACGCAGCUGCGCGUGAUGCCGCGCAUGAUCCUGGACCACCUGCCCGAGAACAUUCUGGCCGCGCUGGAUGACCUGCUGGACGAACACGAGCAGCGCGUGUCCAGUGGCCUGGAGAGCGUCGAGGUCUCCUCCUCGUGAGCGCUUCCCUGCUUUGUUUUUAUAGAACUGAAUCUGACAAGAAACCUUUCUGCUUUACUCUCUUUUUACGCUGUGACCGACCAAUGUGAAUUUUGAGCAUGACGAAGAGUGAUAUUUUUUAUAUAACGCGUACGCAUCGUCGAAUGCAGUGCUGAUUUUUAGCUGUCGCAACGCUACACAUUCCCUCUAAUCUAUUUAUGUGAACAUGCAUUCAUGUCUAUAUAUUUAGCUAUUUAUUAUUGCAUUGUGAGAACUGAGAACGGAUAUAUUGUUGAAUUUUAAUACCAAAAUGUUUUGUUCCCUGAUGACGUUUGUAAAUGUUUUAAAAUAAAAAAACAAUUAGAUUUUA
This is a messenger RNA of Cloeon dipterum, 2792 nucleotides long. RefSeq names its product diacylglycerol lipase-beta-like. The transcript has 13 exons. The record is from RefSeq and is a predicted model, not a curated record. The coding region runs from base 272 to 2443 and encodes 723 amino acids. Gene Ontology annotation, molecular function: triacylglycerol lipase activity. Gene Ontology annotation, cellular component: plasma membrane; cytoplasm. Gene Ontology annotation, biological process: neurogenesis; diacylglycerol catabolic process; arachidonate metabolic process. Lineage: Eukaryota; Metazoa; Arthropoda; Insecta; Ephemeroptera; Baetidae.